UCUGUCAUGGAAACUUUGUACAAGUCAUUCAAUAAAGAAGGGAUCACAUAAAGGUCAGCUUGUUAUAGUUGUGAAAAGGAAACUUCCUCUUGAGACAAUAACAGCUGUAUCUAUGAGUCCCUUGCAAGAUGAUUUCUUUGUGAUUCAUGUUGCUAAUGAUUUUGAUCCAGUCCUGGAGUCUGUUCUUAAAACUGAAUUCUUGACUCUCCUCUCUGAGAAAUAUAAACACUUAACACAAAACCAACUGAAGUUCCAAUUCAACAACAAUAUAACAGUGACACUCAAGAAGGAGGAGUUUGACUGGAGAGGAGGGAACACUCGUACUAUGCAGUUCCAUCAAGCAGGAGGUGAUAACCCUGUACUCAAACUCUCAGGGAAGACUCUUCAAGUCUCCAUUGGUCCAGGAUUACCCAGCAGCACUAGACCAUCCCAUCAGAGACUACCAGCUACCAAAGGAGGGAAGAGGCCAGGACUAGCAGCUCCUUCUUAUCAGCAACAAUCAAGAGGACCUCAACAGAAUUUGUCAAUAGCACAGAGAGGGAGAUCACCGAGUAGUAAGAGCAGUUUUGUUAAAGGACGGACUCCAUCACUUCACUCAAAGGGAGCUAAGGGUAAGGCACGUAGGGACUCCAGUAACACUGACUACUCACAGGCUGAAUUCAUGAAGACACCUCAAGGAGGAGGGUAAGAGGAUUA
This is a messenger RNA of Amphimedon queenslandica, 696 nucleotides long. RefSeq names its product unconventional myosin-Ie-like. Lineage: Eukaryota; Metazoa; Porifera; Demospongiae; Haplosclerida; Niphatidae. The record is from RefSeq and is a predicted model, not a curated record. Gene Ontology annotation, cellular component: myosin complex. The transcript is spliced from 5 exons. Gene Ontology annotation, molecular function: cytoskeletal motor activity. Bases 113 to 688 code for a protein of 191 amino acids.